GGGUUCCAUGCGGAUUGGGAAGGACUUUAUCCUGUUCACAAAGAAAGACAAUACCAUGACUUGCCUCCUCUUGUCACGGACGUUCCAUGAGGAAGAAGGCAUCGAUGAGGUCAUUGUUCCCCUGCCCACCUGGAAUGCAUGGAGCCGGGAGCCUGUGACUGACAACAUGGAGAAGUUUGCAAUUGAGACGGAGCUAAUUUACAAGUAUUCCCCUUUCAAAUCAGAACGGGAAGUGAUGGAGCAGUUUAAUAAGAUCCAUGGUGAGAAAGGCACCCUGGUGAUCAUCUUUAACCUCAAACUAAUGGAUAAUGGAGAACCAGAGCUGGAUGUGACUUCUGACCCUCGAGACAUUCAGAUGGCAGAAACACCCCCAGAGGGAACAAAACCUGAGCGCCGCUCCUUCCGUGCCUAUGCUGCUGUGCUUUAUAUUGACCCCAGAAUGAGGAUCUUCAUAAAUGGACACAAAGUACGAACCAAGCGGCUUUCCUGCUGCCUGUACAAGCCAAGGAUGUACAAAUAUACUUCAAACCGUUUCAAGACCCGUGCAGAGCAAGAGGUGAAGAAAGCAGAGCACAUGGCGAGGAUAG
This is a messenger RNA of Balearica regulorum gibbericeps (East African grey crowned-crane), 587 nucleotides long. The record is from RefSeq and is a predicted model, not a curated record. NCBI's taxonomy places the organism in Eukaryota, Metazoa, Chordata, Aves, Gruiformes, Gruidae.